Schizophyllum commune H4-8 is the source of this 683-nucleotide messenger RNA. RefSeq lists its product as uncharacterized. The coding region runs from base 121 to 381 and encodes 86 amino acids. The transcript has 4 exons. NCBI's taxonomy places the organism in Eukaryota, Fungi, Basidiomycota, Agaricomycetes, Agaricales, Schizophyllaceae. The record is from RefSeq and is a predicted model, not a curated record.
CCCCUAACGCUCCUCUUCACCUUCCUCCACUGACAAGCCCAGCCACCGAUCCCCCAGCCCUCAUCUCACCCCAACCCCUCCCCUUCCCCUUCGCCCCCACCCACCAACCUAUCCAACGGAAUGUCUGACGAAGAGAUCUUGCUCGGGGACAUCGUCUCUGUCAACCACGGCUUCUCUGGCCGCAAGGAGGGCCUCGUCAUCGGUUCCCACAUCGACUACCUCGGUCGCCAAAUCGUCGAGGUCCAGCUCGAGCCUGGCGAAGUGUACCACGCCUGGUACCCCACCGUGACGCGCGUCAAGCGCACGAUCGCCGUCCAGCGCCCCGCCAUGCUCCCCCCUGCCCGGAGCCACCGCACGGUCGAGCGCCGCAUCUACUGGUAGGUGCGCAUGCCGACGUGCGACACGGACACGACGCGACUCUUCUACUAUUCCUCUAUCUAUCAUCUCUCUCACUCCGGGGCGACCGUCCACACACAACUUACUCUGGGAUUACCGUCAUGACACGACCUACGUACGCACCUUACCAUGACCAUGACCCCACGUUUGCUGCUGCUGGCGCGAGCGCCGCCGGGGCGAGGACGGAUUCUACGACUUGUACAAUAUCGGUUCACGACACAUGAAUAGAUGAAGGGCCUGGAACUCUUUUUAUUCAUUCUUCUGCAAUGGCAUUCUUUUUGUUUGUC